Molecule: messenger RNA, 1831 nt
Organism: Diospyros lotus (date-plum)
Lineage: Eukaryota; Viridiplantae; Streptophyta; Magnoliopsida; Ericales; Ebenaceae
Product: probable methyltransferase At1g29790
Exons: 2
Coding region: 303-1418 (371 amino acids)
Molecular function (GO): methyltransferase activity
Source: RefSeq, a predicted model, not a curated record
UUAAUUCUACAAUCUAAGAUCUAAUGUAAUGCAGUGCAGCAGGGGACAGAAAAAGAUGAAAAUAUAAGAUCUCAUGCACAUAUAUAUAAUCAUCACACACACAAACACAUUUGUAUGUAUGUGUGUUUGUGUAUGAGUGAGAUGUGACAUGUUUGCUUAUAUAUGAGUGUGUGUAGAUCAGUUCUAGUGACGAUGAUGAGUUGAGUUCACACUGAUUGGUCACCUGGAAAAUUGAGCCAGAAAAAGGCUCAAACCAGAGAGAAAGUUAGCUUAAGAGCAGGAAAAUCAAGAAUUAGCAAGAAAUGGGAUUCACAAUGGGGCUGAAUUUGGUGCUGCUCCUGGCUAUGGUGGCCACCAACCUCCUCUCCCUCUACCACCUCUCCUCCACCAUCCAGUCUAAGUCCCCCGCCCCGCCGCCGCCCGUCCCCGACCACCUGCUCCACCAGCUCCACACCAUACGCGCCACCAUCAACCACCUCACGCGCCUGCACCCCCCCUCUCCCGAAGCCAAACCCACCGCCCCCACCGUCCCCUCGGAGCUCCUCCUCUACACCCACCUCGCCCCCAUCGCCUCCGCCUGUCGCCACCACCCCGAGCUCCUCCACAAGUUCAUGAACUACACUCCGUUUUCCGUUUGCCCUCUCGACGCCGACCUCGCGGAGUCGCUCAUCCUCCGCGGCUGCCACCCGCUCCCCCGCCGCCGCUGCUUCUCCCCGACCCCGCCGAAGCCGCCGGCCUCUCUCCCCACCGACCCGUUUUCGGCCCUCCCCGAUAACGCCAACAUUUGGACCAAAUAUGGCUGCAAGAGCUUUGCGUGCCUCGCGCACCUCAACGCCGAUCUGGGCUUCGACAUGAGCGUCGAAAAGUCCCGAUUUUUGAGCUACAAAACCGAUCUGGAUCUACCCAUCAAGCAGUUCGAGGAGAUCGCCAAGUCGGGUAAGUCCCCGAUCCGGGUCGGGCUCGACAUCGGCGGCGGAACCGCCACGUUCGCCGCACAGAUGCGGCGGAUGAACGCGACGGUGGUGACAACGACCAUGAACCUAGGAGCGCCGUACAGUGAGGCGGCGGCCCUGCGGGGUCUGGUGCCGCUGCACGCGCCGCUGCAGCAGCGGCUGCCGGUGUUUGACGGCGUGCUGGAUCUGGUCCGGUGCGGCCGCGCAGUGAACCGGUGGAUUCCCACGGCGGCGCUGGAGUUCUUGCUCUACGACGUGGACAGAGCGUUGAGGGGCGGAGGGUUCUUGUGGAUCGACCGGUUUUUCAGCAAAAAGGCGGAUCUUGAGAAGGUUUAUGGGCCGUUGAUCGGAAAAUUGGGGUACAAGAAGGUGAAAUGGGCGGUGGCGAACAAGACGGAUUCGAGUGGAGUGAGGAAUGGAGAGGUUUUCUUGACGGCUCUUUUGCAGAAGCCAGUCUCCAAAUGAAGGUUUCUGUUGAGGUGGUUGUGCUGGAUCUUGUCUGCUCUAAUGUUCAUCCACAAAUUCUUCCAGCAAGAACUAAAUUCUCAGCAACUACGCAUCUUCCCACUGCUGGUUAAGGUUGUCGCGGGUGCUCUAAUGAUGUAAAGAUGCAAACAAGUGGCUGAAAAUCUACUGUAAAUCGCAGCAGUUGUAAGGCUGCUGCAGCUCAUCUUGUUGGGAUCACAUUUUAAGGUCGGUUUUAACUAAAUUGCUUGCUUUCUGGUGGCUUUUUGUUAGACUGCGUCGAUGCAUAUUAGAUUCUAGAAAUGAAAUGCAUGGAGAAUUGACAAAAGGGGAAAUGGCUUUCAAGCAUGCAGUUGUUUGAGUGUUUGGUUGAGAGCAAUUUGGAGAUGAAAGAAGAAAAUGAGUUGAUUGCA